UGUUGGUUAAAAAUGGCAGCCGAGUGUGAUGCGAGUGUGAAGCAAGCAGAGACCCUGUCAGUGCCUUUGAAACAUGGAAGGGGGAGCACAAGACGAUCAUUGUUGAUUCUUGGGACGAUAUUUCUAUUUUCACUACUGUGCCUUUUUCUAGUCUACUGGAAUUUCCCGACACUGGAACCGUCUGAAAAGCAGCACAUGAAGCUGCCUCGAGAUAUAGAGGAUGCCAAGGGCUUGGGACAAAUGCUCAACAGAUACACUGAUCGCUAUUUCUUCACCGUCACAUCUGGCUUCUUUUUCACCUACAUCUUCUUGCAGUCCUUUGCGAUCCCAGGCUCAAUCUUCCUCAGCAUCCUUUCUGGUUUCCUCUUUCCGUUCCCAUUGGCACUGUUCCUGGUCUGCCUCUGCUCAGCGUUGGGAGCAUCCUUCUGCUACUUCUUCUCGUACCUGGUCGGGAGGCGCCUGGUGUUCAAGUACUUUCCUGCCAAGGCCUUGAAGUGGUCCGAGCAGGUGGGGCGACAUAAGGAUAAUCUGCUCAACUACAUGAUCUUCCUGCGCGUCACACCGUUCCUGCCCAACUGGUUCAUCAACGUCACAGCACCCGUCAUAGAUGUGCCCAUAGCCCCUUUCUUUCUAGGCACAUUUGUAGGUGUGGCGCCGCCAUCGUUUGUAGCCAUCCAGGCCGGCACCACGUUGCAUAAGCUGAGCUCUACCCGAGACGCAAUCUCCUGGUGGUCCGUGUCCAUGCUGGCCAUCUUUGCCGUGCUGUCCCUGCUGCCAGUGAUCUUCAAGGGCAAGCUCAAGCAGAAAGUGCUCUAGUGCUCCUCUUCUGGCCAGGAUGCACGUUCCUCGCGUGUCUCCUCUGUUGACUUGCUGACGCCCGCCCAAUUUUUCUCACGUUUUUCCUCGUUUCUGUGCCCCCCCUUCCUCCCACCAUGCCGCCGACCCUUGCUUCCCCACUGUAAAACACCCUCUAAAAUUUUUAAUUUUUUUCAAGAGAAAUUCAGCGUGCCUCCAUCAUCUUAAGAUGUCCAGAGACUUGCCCGGAAAGGUAGCUUUUCUCCCAUUUCUUGGUUUCGUCCUCCCGUUUCUCUCUUGCGAGGUACAACUUUCAACACACUUGGCUCCCCACCGCUGUCUGUUCAAAAAUUGUGUAUGUCAUGGACGAAAUCGGACAAUUUAAAAGAUGACUGGAGGCAUUUUUAUUUUGACGUUGCCUUCAUUGUUUACGUGCCUCUGCAGUUCGACCUAAAUCUGAUUUUUUUUUUUUUUUUUUCCUGAUUUGGAACUAGUAACUUUGAAACACUUGCACGUACGAAAACGCAAAUGUAAUUGCGACCAGUGCCAGCCACUGAAAUUGUAGUACUAACUGCAUAUUUUUAUAUUUCGGCUUUGCACAUCUGACAGGUUGUGUUGUUGUCCAAGCUAGCCUCUCUGUUGUUUUGUUUGUUUGUUUUUUGUUUUGUUUUUUUCCUUUCUCUUUGAGGUGUUCUUGUGUUUCCAAGAGCCCAACACAAGCCUGGGGGGGUCAACUUCAUAUUUGUUACUGUUUCACUUGCUGAUCUUUUCUCUUGGUCCCUUGUCUAUGAUGGGAGCUGCGUAAGCAGCUGGUAUUGUACGAUAGGUUGACAUCUUCUGUCCUCUCUGUCAUUUCUUUUUUUUUUUAUCAGCAGGGCAGCCGCAUUCUUUUUAUUUUGUGUGUUUGUUUGUCAUAAAGUUUUCACAUUUAUCAAAGUUACAGUAUUCCUUUAUCAUUUUCUGCCACGUUUUAUUCACUUUCGUUUGUCCGUAACCAGGGCUGUGCAUUUGCCUUUUCCCUUGUGAGCAGACUUUCUUCAAUCACUCGCUUCUGCCAUUCGGUUUUGAAAGUGGCCAAGUUAUCCGGAUUGUGUCUGUAGCUUCCAGUGACGUCAACAUACUUCUGGAAAGGCUCAGAUGCGUGCUUGCUUGUUUUGGUCAACAUUGCACUCGUAGCAUGUUGCGAACAAGUAAAAUAUGCUACUUGAAGUGCGUGCCUGUCUUGUCAGUGCAGUUUUGAGUUGUGAUGCAGUCUGUAUAUAAAUAUGAAGCGCACUGGGGCAUGCAACUUCAUUUCUACAGAGUUGUGCGAACAAGAUUGCCUGGUUCUUGGUUCUUUUUUGGUGGUUCUGGAGGCUCGAUCUACGACUGAAAUCGUAAACUGUGGCUCAAUGCUGUACAGCAUGCGUUGUGGUGGCGCGUGUAAGCAGUUUUUUGUUGCUCUGCCAUUUCGCAAUCAUAUGAGAAGGGGGGGAAAAAACGUUGCAUGGAAGGAAUUUCAAGACUUAGCUCCGUUCUUCAUCAGGCUAACAGCACAUAACCCAUAAAAAGAGCAUAUACUUUUUCAAUCUAACCAGUAGAGAGAGUGCAGCAGGAUGAAAUGAAUUGGGCAUGUAGAUAUUGCGAAACAAGAAAGCGUGUUGUAAAUGCAUGUGUUCAGGCUGAGGAAUAAUAGCAAGGUUACCCCUGCCGUGGCUAGUUUCGGGACCGAUGGCAUGCGAGAUCUGCGAGUGGCUGAACGUUUAUUUCGCAGCGUAAGGGUGGAGUUGAUGGUAAUGAGCGCAUGUCAACUAGGUUAAUAUGGAAGCCAAGUUUUUAAGGGGUAAUCGUAAUAUUAAGUUGCCAUUUCAGAGGUCUGAAAGCACUACUCUACUAUUGCAGGGUCAUCAAACCAAAGUGCAACAAAGUUUAUCCGCACGGGCAGCCUAAGAAAACACAUGCAAUGAGUGGAUUCACUUCAAGGUUCAGCAGAGUAAUUGGAAUUUGAUGACUAUAAUUCUUGCAGUGCACUGCUGAUAGGAUCCUUUUAUGAAAACGGUAAUGAGAAAGCACUUUUUUUUCAAUUUUGCAACUCCGGCUGCAUUUGUGGGCACAUUUUUGAAAGUUUUUUUUUUUCUUUCUUUUGGCUUUGAAAGUUGUUGACAGAACUAAGUUUAAUAUGACAGGUUGACUACCUCCAAUGAAAUAGCUCACGCGGUCGAGCCUUCGCAAGUAUUACCAAUAAUGCUAACCCACCUACCACAAUACACUAAAAGCUGCAUACGACCUGCUUGACAGCCAUUUCACAUAAAACCAGCCACUACAAUGAAAGGUGCACUACUUGGUGUUGCUAUAGUAAUAUGCCCAGGCGUGUUUCAUGUAAUACAUGCGAUUAGGUGCAUGGCAGCCAGUGGUGGGAAAAGAAUACCGUAUGAUAGUUUCAAAUGUCUUCAGAAAAGCCUCGAUCUGCGCAGCUUCGAACAGGGUAGAGCGCGCCUCGCCUUUGUGCUAGGUCGUUUGGGAUGGAUGCCUGUAUGCCCCGACACUUGCAGGUUGUGUAAACUUCAUUGUACAUUGUGUGCACGUUGUGUUUCGUUUGCAUCCGUGGCUACCGUUUAUGUGGUUGCAUGAUCGUGGGAGACUAAACAAGCAUGUCUAUAGCUUAGGCCUUGGAGCUCAUAGAAAGCAAAUUCGUGUUGAUCCAUUCGCUUUCUAUGUGAGAUCGUGUGUGUGAUUGAUGUGGUCUGCUGAAAGUGUCUUCCUAUUAAGAAGUAAUAUGGGGAAAAUGCAGUGCUGUCUUUUUCUUUCUUAUUAUUUCGUUAAAGAAAAAAAAAUGUUACUAUAUUUUGUACUGCAGUGUGCCCUGUCACAAUGUACUGAAGUUAUUGCAUUUUGAUGUGCAUGCUUUCCUUGUCUCCACUGAAAAGAGUUAAAAAGAAAGUAUUCUAUGUUGGAGUUUCAGCUGCUUUAACAAGUAAAUGAAAUGCGUGUUGACUUUUGCAAUGUUUCAUAAAAGGUUGUAGGCUGCACACGUGUUGCAUGCAGGCUAAUUUUAGUACAGCGAUAACAACCUUGCCUUGCUGAUGCUACGUUUGUAAAAAGGAUAUAUUCAUGCUUUCACUGUCCUUGACAUAUUAUAUGCCGUGAAUGUGGCAAUUAAGAGUCCGCGCAAACUUUUUGUCAAGCUUGAGCUAUGAAACUAGGACCAACAAUAUGCGGGCCAUUUCUGUUUCGCUGGCAUCUUGGUGAAUACAUUUGCAGUGAAAUUGCUCACUCAGGUUUUGUUAACUUGUUAAUUUUUGCAACUUUUUGAGACUUUACACAUGCAUGUCCAUCUUUAUAUAAAAGGCACAGUGCAGCGCUGUCCUAAGCUGGGUGGUGAAGAAAACAGUGCCACUGAUGGCAGGAAAUUUAUCCAUGACUCGCGAAGCAGACAAAAUUGCGCAGGAGACUCGCUGCGAUCAGUUUCACAUGCUGGGAUUCACAAAAGCAUUAAUUUCUUAAGCGACACGUUUGAGCUUUCAACAGUGAAAAUGCUGCCGUCAACACAACUGACUGAGCGCUUGCAAGAUCAAGGUGUACAAAAGAAAGUGACAGUGGAAAAUCAAAGCGCAGUGCCCUCGAUGAUGCAAAGAGAUAUCUCGCAAUUGCAGUGUGCAACCUUAGUGCCCCCUGGAGGCAGCAAGAUUUGAAGCCUGACACCAUGUCUAAUCUCAAAGUAGACACCGCUAAUGCAUAGGCGAGAACUCUGAGACGCGAUUGGCUUUGGCAAUUUUUGUUUCUGCCUUCUGGCAGCAACAGCUCAACGCGUGAAAAUUAGUGUUAAUAGAAGUCAAUGCAAAGAACCAAGAAACAUAUGGAACAUCACAGCGUCAAGUUGGUAGGUUAACAUCAUCGAAUUCAAACAGCGCGAAAGGAACAAAGAACAAUUGACUCGGACAACGCAGGCACUAGUUGCGAGUCAGCAGCUGUGCUGUGCGGAUCUAUUGUCCUUUGUUCCCUUCGCACUGUUUGAUUUUGACGAAAUAGAACAUAUGACACUUGCCAAGCACGUUUCCUGGCGUGGCCAUUUAUUUUUGCAUUUCGAACAUUUUGUUGUUGACCAUAUACAGCAAUUGUUUGUGUGUAUGGGCACCUUUCUAAUGCUUCAGGUUAAAAAAAAGAGUCGCUUAAAUGUGAGAAUUUUAUCUCUUGGCAAAACAUGCCAGUCACGAUAUGCAUUUCUCGAGCGUUGCCUGCUCCACGUGUUAUGUUCCACAUAAUUUGUUUGGAGUUCCUACUGCAGGUGGCACUGUUUGUUAAAACACUGGUGGUAUUGUACAACAACUGCACUGUGCCUGCAUUUUUUUUUCCCCCUUUUUGAAAUGAAAGUGAUGGACACGCAAAGUAUAUUUUGCACAACAUGCAAUAACAAGACAAUUGUUUUAGCACUGCCGCGCGAAAUCGGUUCUUUAAACAAGACAUUCCUUGGGGUUAGCCACUGGCCUGUUUCGUGAAGUGCAUUUGUUGUAUGUAGUGUUCAGUAGUUCUAAGUGCUCAGUGUUGUCCAAGUUCAAUCUUGCAUACUGAUAUUCUCUAGGGGCAGAAAACUUGAAAGGGGCAGCAAAAUGUGACGGAUGCUUCCGAUAACUUUUUGGCUUUCUUUAAACUCUCCUUCCCUUUCCUUUUACUUUGAAGGUAGAUAACAGUAUUUCUUCAGCUUGUCUUUUGAAUAGACCUUUUAUUUUCAUAGCUGGAUACUGAAAACUAGUCAUGACUAUAGCUUGUUCGUAUAACAAUGUUUUUAGCAACCAAGGCGUGGCAAGAGGCUCUUGUUAUUACAGUGAAAGGAGUAUAUAAGCUGCGCCGUUAAUAUGCUCUUUAAGUGAUAACAAAGGUAGCGUCUACUUUAUUUGCAGUGUUAAAGAAGCGUUCAUCGCAGCUAACUUCUGCAGUUAGUUUCUUUUUUUUCUUUACUGUAAUGAAUCUGGCAGUCUUCACAAGCGCACCUAAGUAUUAGCAAUUACGGCGUCAAGUGUUGGAACCUGUCAGAAUCAAUUGCUAGCUGCCACUGUUAACCAACCGAAAUAAUCGGAAUGUUGUAAUACAUCUAAGCACUGCGUGUAAUAUUUUUCCCCUCUACAUUGAUACGUUUUAUUUUCUGUUGUGUGCCAGGGCAUUGCUUUGCAAAGUACUGGCCGUAGACCAGAAGUUGUACGCACACAGAAACCAAGUGAAAUGUUAUUGAUUGCAUAUUGGUGUAACUUGAACUGCAAAAUAAAUGAUGAAAUCUCAGUUGUGUUCAA
Messenger RNA from Dermacentor silvarum, 6059 nucleotides. It is a transcript of the gene stas, whose product is annotated as transmembrane protein 41B. Gene Ontology annotation, cellular component: endoplasmic reticulum membrane. Lineage: Eukaryota; Metazoa; Arthropoda; Arachnida; Ixodida; Ixodidae. The record is from RefSeq and is a predicted model, not a curated record. The transcript is spliced from 7 exons. Bases 13 to 816 code for a protein of 267 amino acids.